GCAGUAUUCAAUCGUUGCUGGUUAUGUGAAUUGACAAUGACUUCUGGAAGUGAUUGAAGGGUAUGCCAUUGCAAGGACCAGGAGGUUCUACAAGCAGUUUUUAGAACCGUUUCCAGGUGACUGGAUCGCGUGCGGCUCGGCGGGCUCAGGAGCCGGCUGGGGGCUUGGGAAAUGCCACGCAUGUCGGUAAACAAACCGCCUCGCGAGCCCCGGUGAUGACACGAGCUCGCGCGAGCUUCCUUCCAUGCCACAGCCAGACAAUUCACUUACGGCGGCUGCAGAGGUCACGGGCCGCGAGGGUGCCAUGUCCGGCCGCGGCGGCUCCGCCUCCGGUGGCGCUGGCGGCGGCGGCCUGGGCGGCCUGGGCGGCGGCGUGUCUCGCCUGGGCGGCAGCGGCUUCUGGGCGCUGGCUGCCGGCUACCUGUUCGCCUACUUCAACGCCAAGUCCAUUGAGGAGCGCAAGGCGCGCAUUGAGCGGGUCAACAAGCAGCUCAAGAACUUCUAUGGGCCGCUCCUGGCCACCAUCACCGCCUCCCGCUCCGCCUUCCGGGCUAUGGUGCGGCAGCACAGCCCCGACGGCACCAAGGAGGCCUUCCAGGCGGCGGUGUUCGCUGCGCCGGACGGACCGGAGGCGCGCGCCUACCGGGUGUGGAUGGCGGAGGUGCUGCAGCCGCUAAAUGAGCGAGCCGCCAAGGUGGUGACGGAGCACAUCGACCUGCUGGACGCGCCCGGGCUGGAGCCGGCCCUGCUGCAGCUGGUGGCGGCCACGUCAGCUUACCGGGUCAUACUGCAGAGCUGGAAGAAUGGCGACUUCAGCGCCUACAGCGUGAUCAAGUACCCCGACCACCUGGCCGACAGCCUGACGCGCGAGUUCAACAUCAUCAAGCGGCGGCAGGCGGCGCUGCUGGGGGAGGGCAGCCGCAGAGCCAAAGCCGCGCACAUACACACGCUCACGCACAGCCCGCCAGCCCCCGGCCCCGGCCCCAGCCACCAGCAACCCGCCGGGCCGGAUGGUGCGGGCGCCGCCACUGCCGCCAGCGGCGCCACAUCAAAAUCCGGGUCUGGGUCCGGAUCUGGAUCCGGAAUCCAAGCAGCAGCAGGAACAGGAGCAGUGGGAGGAGGAGAAGGAGGAGGAGGAGUGGCGGCGGGUUCAGCGCGCUCGGGGCAGCUGGCAGGGGUAGCCGCAGGGGGGUCAGUGGGGCCGCCGGCUGUACCAGCUGUGGGCAAUGGUCGCGGUGGCGGUGGCGGUGGCGGUGGUAGCGGUGGCGGCCGCGGGGCGGGCACGGCUGCGGCGGUGGUGCCAGAGCUUCAAUACCAGGUGCAGCCCCGGUCGCAGCUGCGGUCUCGGCUGUGAAGGCGAGCUCUGGUCAUUUGGUACGAGCGCGGAUGGUGACGACUUUGGCGGUGCGUUCACUCGUAGGACACGGAUGGAAAGCGCGGAGGUGGAAAGCGGCGGCGGUGUGGCGUUGUCAGGCACCGAGGGCAGACAGGUAGAGCAGGGGAUACAUUGACAGAGAGGGCGUUGCGGAGAGCGUGUUGGGGCCUUUGGGGCAGGGUUAUGCGGCAGGAUGUGUCAGGCCAUUUGGGGGUUAAGCCCUGCGCGCACAGGAAACGUGCUUUGCAAGUCCGGCAUGAGUGUAUGUGCUGAGACUGACGCCCUCACCAAGGUUGAACUGCGCUUUACCUAAUGCACUGAUGCAGGAGGUGACUGUGCAUCUACAGGGGAAGUUACGGGGGACGUUGCCAUGGAAUAGUAACAAUAGUUGGAGCAGCAGUAGAGCGAUCGACAAAGGGCCUUCGCAUCGGCUGCAAUGCCCGGUUUGGGGCUGCAGUACGCCCAGUGCCUGGUGCUCAUCCGUGGACGCUGGUCAUCUUCCUGCAGGUGCGCUGCGGCUCUGCAUCGCGAGUGUGGCGUUGCGGUCUGUCUGUGUGGUGCUAUCGCCUGGCCGGGCGCCCGGAGCGUGAGGAAUGCGCAUCAGCAAACUUCCAGCCAGCCAGCAAACUCCGGCGUUCGACCAGCCAUGCACUUCUGCUCUGCCACUGCAAACUGUUUGCCGUCUGCUUGAGGGUAUGGGCAUCAGCUGCACCCUACGGGACCUCGCCAGCCUGCCUUGACCCCUGUCCCAUCGCACACCCAGUGCCAGGGGCGCAGGGUGUGCGCGCGGGCCCGGCUUGGACCCGGGAGUUGCUUUUGUUGAUGCAGAAUAGGUUUGUGCAAUUGGUGUUGUUAUCCGCAAUGGAAA
Messenger RNA from Chlamydomonas reinhardtii, 2243 nucleotides. RefSeq lists its product as uncharacterized. Bases 245 to 1354 code for a protein of 369 amino acids. The transcript has 8 exons. The record is from RefSeq and is a predicted model, not a curated record. Lineage: Eukaryota; Viridiplantae; Chlorophyta; Chlorophyceae; Chlamydomonadales; Chlamydomonadaceae.